AUGUUAACUGGGAAGGACCAAACGCUCGCGUACGACAACAACGAGCAAGCCCCACCGCGGCUAUGCAAGGAGCACUAUCUGUUCCUGUUGGAGUUGUACGUGAAACAGGCGUCGGGCGACCGCCUGGCCAAGCUGAACCAGAUGUUUUUCGUACCUACCAGCGUUCACUUUGGAUUUCUCGAUUUCGUGGACGAGAAUCUGAUCGUGACUCCGGUGGAUCCCCUUUUCCAAGCACAGGCCGGCGUCGCUAACGAGGUCGAAGUGUUCAACGUUGGAAAAUCAGUACUGUUCGCCGUCGAUUCCGAGGCGGUUACGAAUCGUACGGUAAAACUGAUCCUGAAACUCACGGUGAAGAAGCAGAUGCCGGACGCCGUCAAGCCGGAUGUCCUGGUGGGUACUGGCGAGCUGGACCUGUCCGGUCAGUACGCGGCUUUGCGACUGGAAAUGAUGCAAGACUGGAAGAAUUGUGUCGGGACAUCCAAGGAAUUUGACGGACAAGUGCCGUUGACUUACAAUGACAACUUGUCGGGUAAUCUGGACGUCUUCGUAAGAAUCUCGGGCCUCGGGCAGAUGAUCGUCACGGACUUUGACGCACCGGUCGCGCAGGACCCCUCCACAUUCGUCUUCGGCACAGAAGAGGCCGAUCAGAUCUUGUUGUACAAGUGUCGCGAAGUGGACUCUCGCGUCCUCGACAUCUUCGAGGAUUCCUGCGAGGAUCUUCGAAAGCCGAUAACUUGUCCCGUGUGUGUACCAGAGAAGUAUCCUUGUGUACCGUGCGGAAAAUUGGCGGCUGUCGAAGAGAGGGAUGAGAAAAUAAGGAAGAAAGGAGACGAUAGGAUGGGCGAAAGGAAAUUAAAGACUGGACUAUCGAAGAGCCCUGUCCAAUAUAGUCCGUCCCAGCCUUGCGGCAAGCCGGUGGUCCUCAAAGUAUCCGGUCUCUUUGACAGCGGCGACGGUAAUGGCAGGAAGAAGCCCACGGUGACAGUCGCCGCAGAGUCUGCCGCAACAAAACCGGACGAGCCACCGGAUCCCGACCAUGAUAUUUUUGUUUUGAGAAUCGGUAAGAAAGGCCUCGUCGGCGUCGGCGAGAAAUCUGACAUACAGCUAGAGAUGAAAACCCCGAAAGGACCUGAAAGAAGACCCCCGAUUAGAUAUGAGACCAGGGAUGCACAGACAGAGGGGCAUGACGAGGAACUGCCGAAGGAGAUUAAGAAGAAGAAGAAGAAGAUUAAGAAGAAGAAAUGACGCGCUUCAUUAUUCAAGUCCUAAUGAGUUCGAAUUCAUUCCGAGGGAUUUAUUUCGCGGUGUUUACGACGAUAUUUUUCCUAUUACCAAUUUUCGAAUUUUUGAUACAACUGUUGUGCAAUAAACGUGUGUAUAUUCAACCGUGUUUCUUUGUACAAAUUAUUGCAGUAAGCAUAAGAAAAAGAAAUAUCGUUAUACGGGCAAAUUAUACAAGAUCUGGGGGUCAAUUCUGUAUCUUACACUACAGUGCAAAUGCUAAAAGUGAGC
Messenger RNA from Vollenhovia emeryi, 1512 nucleotides. RefSeq lists its product as uncharacterized. The transcript has 2 exons. The coding region runs from base 1 to 1245 and encodes 414 amino acids. The record is from RefSeq and is a predicted model, not a curated record. Lineage: Eukaryota; Metazoa; Arthropoda; Insecta; Hymenoptera; Formicidae.